GGACGCCAAGCGGUUGGCGUCUAUGGCUACCCUGCUGGCCCGGGCUGGAGUCUCUUGCUGUGAGUUAGCUGAGGAGGACUUCCUGGCGGUCUCACCUUCAGAUGAGCGUUAUCGUCAGGUCCAGUACAUCUUGCUGGAUCCUUCUUGCAGUGGUUCUGGUAUGCUGACCAGACAGUUGGAAGAGCCUGGAGCAGGUACACCUAGCAAGGAACGCUUACAUGCCCUGGCAGGGUUCCAGCAGCGAGCUCUAUGCCACGCACUCACUUUCCCCUCCCUCCAGCGCCUUGUCUACUCUACGUGUUCCCUUUGCCAAGAGGAAAAUGAAGAUGUGGUGCGGGAGGCCCUACAGCAGAGCCCAGGCACCUUCAGGCUAGCUCCCGCUCUGCCCUCCUGGCCCCACCGAGGCCUUAGCACUUUCCCAGGUGCCGAACACUGCCUCCGGGCCUCCCCUGAGACCACACUUACUGGAGGCUUCUUUGUUGCUGUCAUUGAGCGGGUGGAGGUGCCAAGUUCAGCCCCACAGGCCGGAGCACUGGCACCAGAACCUACACCCAGCCCAGCCCGAAAGAAAAAGAAGAGACGGCGAACAGCAGCAGCUGGUCCUAGCCUACAGUCUUGCACAUAGCUGUGCUCAAGGCUCCUACUUCUUCCUGGAGUUCUCUCCUUGGCUAGACCACUUGGCCCCUCACACCUGGGGGGCAAUUUGGGUUUGGGGGGCAAUUUGGGUUUUCAGGUAGCUUUUAUUGCUAGAAAGUUAACUGGUAACCCAGUUUCUCCAGCUAGAAAGAGCAGAUUUCCCAGUCCCUGGGUUCAUUCCCUGGGCUGUUUUCUUGCUGAUGAAUGAAGUGCUGCCCACCAAAAUAAAAGG
This is a messenger RNA of Tupaia belangeri chinensis (Chinese tree shrew), 868 nucleotides long. Its product is annotated as putative NOL1/NOP2/Sun domain family member 5B. Gene Ontology annotation, molecular function: RNA methyltransferase activity. The transcript has 4 exons. Gene Ontology annotation, cellular component: nucleolus. Gene Ontology annotation, biological process: rRNA base methylation. The record is from RefSeq and is a predicted model, not a curated record. The coding region runs from base 23 to 625 and encodes 200 amino acids. Lineage: Eukaryota; Metazoa; Chordata; Mammalia; Scandentia; Tupaiidae.